AUGGCAGCAAGCUCAAAGCGUGGUACCAGAGUCAGAGGAGGUGAAGGUACUUCCAAGUGGUGCAAACCUCCUCAGGGCUCUAUCAAGUGCAACUUAGGCUCUUCAUGGAACAAAUCUGCUCACCCAAGUGGAGCCGCAUGGAUUUUGAGAGAUCACAACGGUUCUACCAUCAUGCAUAGCAGAAGAGCUUACUAUGCACUACGCUCCAAAGAGGAAGCUGAUCUUCAUUCUUUACUCUGGGCAGUUGAGAGUAUGCGAGACCUUCGUCAGCACCAGGUCUCUUUCGAAUCCUCGUCCAUUGAGAUGAGAGACAUCUUGCUUAACCCGCAAAACUUCCAGCAUUUCCACCACCUUGUAUUUGCUGUUACGUAUAAUUUGCAGGCCAUUGAAGGGUGGAGUGUUCACCACGCAAAUUUGGAAUGUAACUCGGCUGCAGGCGCAAUAGCUACAUCAGUAACGACGGGUCGACGAUACCAGUCGUAUAUUGCCUCCAAUGGCCCGGCGUGGCUCCACUCCCUUUUGUCAGCUGAAGCUAUCUCAUGA
This is a messenger RNA of Brassica napus (rape), 543 nucleotides long. RefSeq lists its product as uncharacterized. Gene Ontology annotation, molecular function: nucleic acid binding; RNA-DNA hybrid ribonuclease activity. The transcript has a single exon. Bases 1 to 543 code for a protein of 180 amino acids. NCBI's taxonomy places the organism in Eukaryota, Viridiplantae, Streptophyta, Magnoliopsida, Brassicales, Brassicaceae. The record is from RefSeq and is a predicted model, not a curated record.